This is a messenger RNA of Parnassius apollo (apollo), 486 nucleotides long. The record is from the annotation of a GenBank genome assembly. NCBI's taxonomy places the organism in Eukaryota, Metazoa, Arthropoda, Insecta, Lepidoptera, Papilionidae.
UUGGCAGAGCUCGCGGCGCCUCCCCCUCCCCCGCCGCCGCCACCACCGCCGCCCCCGGCACCAGCCUCGCCACCGCCACUGCCUACCAUGACGGAUACUAUAAAGUCGACAAAGUCCAUAAAAUCGACCGGCAGUGAGCUGCACGACGAGCUAAAGCUGGUGCUGCCGCAGAUCCAGCAGCGCAAGCUUGAUAUUAAGAAGACGCCGGAUAUUUUCAUACACCAAAAAUCAAACCCUGAUGAGGUAGUGGAAUGGCUCGAGGCCAAAGGGUUCAGCGCGACGGCGCAGAAGCAGAUGCGAAUGCCUGGUCACCAGCUGUUCGCACUGAGCCGUGGGCAGUUCGAGCGUGUGCUGGGUCCAGAUGAGGGCAAGCGUCUCUACAGCCAGGUGCUCGUGCAGCGAAACGUGUCCGGGUACAAGACGACGUCGGCCUCGGAACUGCAGAGUAUCCUUCGCAAAGUCCGCGAGAAGGUGGAGGUGACCUGA